GGCCUUCAAUGGGAAUGGGCGCAUGCUUUGCUCUCACGCGUGACAUCCUGGACUUUGCGGCGCGAUGCAUUGAGCGCCUCCGUGGCCCUCAGCAGCUUGAACCAGGCUCGUUGGCAUUCAGCUUUGGAUGGCCUGGCUCAGGAGACUUCUCGUGGGCUCGAGACUGCCAUCGCGCGCAACGCAGUCCUGGGGAUCCUCGCGGACAGAGCCCUUUGGAGGAGCACCGUUCAGAUCUUGGCCGGCUUCCCGAAGAGGCAGCUUCAGCUGGACCUCGCCAGCUUGGGUGCUUCAGUGACCGCAGGCGCCCUGAGCAGCGCGUGGGAAUCUUCCUUGCAGCUGCAGAGGCUCAUGAAGUGCCUUCGAGUCUUUGCUGAUGCCCUUUGCUACAAAGCAGCCGCCACAGCCGCGGGGCACGGCAGGCUGUGGCGCGGGGCACUGAAUCAACUUGGAGGAGAAAGGCUCCCAGAGAGCGAGGCAGAGGUUUAG
Molecule: messenger RNA, 486 nt
Organism: Durusdinium trenchii
Lineage: Eukaryota; Dinophyceae; Suessiales; Symbiodiniaceae
Source: the annotation of a GenBank genome assembly